AUGCACAGUCUGGUGGAAUAUUUUGCUGAACAUGAAAGUUAUAGAUGUGGAUAUUGUAAAAGCCCUGAUACUAAUUUUAGUCAUGGAAUGUGGGCUCACACAUUAACUGUAAGUGACUAUCAAGAUUUAAUAGAUAGAGGGUGGAGAAGAUCAGGAAAAUAUUGCUAUAAGCCAAUUAUGGACGUAACCUGCUGUCCUUUGUAUACUAUACGAUGUCGAUCUCUGGAAUUCAAAGCCACUAAGUCUCAAAAAAAGGUCCUGAAGCAGGUUAAUAAAUUUUUGAUUGGUCAUGAUUCUACACCAACUGAAGCACCCAGAAAGAUGUCUACUUGUAGUAGUGGUAGUGAAGUUCUCGGGGAAGGAUAUGAGGAGGGUGGGGAACAGUAUGUUGAAAGUAUGAGAGAGCAUCAGGACAUCAACUUAGAGGAUUUUAAAAGUAGCAAAGUUUUAGAUGUAUCUGGUGAUGAAGCUCAAGAUAAGAAUAAUAUAAAUAGUGAUGUCAUAAAAAUGGAGAAACCGGCAUCUCAAGCUGUUCAGAGUAAUAUAAGAAAAGAUGUCGGCCCAGACCCUAACAAAGCACCUUGCAAAAAAGCGAAACAAUUAAGACUAGAGAGGAAGCUAGAAAAACUACGAGAGAAGGGUAUUGACGUACUUCCUGUGAACAAUGCGUGCAAAAACAGGGAAAAACAAAUUGAGGACUUUAUAAACGAGUUGCCCGAUGAUGUCAAACAUAAGCUAGAGAUAAAAUUAGUAAGAACUACGCCCCCGAGCCCCGAAUGGUUAGCAACGGCUAAGGAAACUCAUGAUGUGUAUGUCAAGUAUCAAACUACUAUACACAAUGAUAAACCUGAUAAAUGUACUGAGCCAAAGUUUAAAGAUUUUCUAGUACAGAGCCCUCUUUUAGAGGAGCAUAGAGAGAACGGGCCCCCUAGUGGCUAUGGUUCAUUUCACCAACAGUAUUGGCUGGAUGGGAAAAUAAUAGCAGUCGGUGUUAUAGAUAUAUUACCAAAAUGUGUUUCCUCUGUUUACUUCUUUUAUGACCCGCAGUAUAUGAAUCUAACCUUAGGGACUUAUGGAGCUUUAAGAGAGAUUGAGUUCACCAGACACUUGCAUUCACUGUGUCCACAAAUCCAAUACUACUACAUGGGCUACUACAUUCACUCCUGUCGCAAGAUGAGAUACAAAGGCAACUUCAACCCAUCAGAUCUGCUGUGUCCAGAAACCUACAAAUGGUUCCCGUUAGUAGACUGUAUCCCUAAACUAGAGGCAUCACCAUAUUCGAGGCUUGAUCCCGACAUUGACAGUAUAGAUGAAAACUGUCCCAAAGAAAGUGAUUUAAACUUUAUACCCGUGUGGGUGAACGGAGCGGUGAUGUUGUAUAAAGCUUACAAAAAACAUGCUGCCAGGCGAAAUGGGAAGAAAGUCAACGAUGUUAUAGACUAUUCUCGCUUAGUCGGCACUAAAGCGUCUAAGAGUUUAAUUUUACUGAGAUAA
Arctia plantaginis is the source of this 1494-nucleotide messenger RNA. Lineage: Eukaryota; Metazoa; Arthropoda; Insecta; Lepidoptera; Erebidae. The record is from the annotation of a GenBank genome assembly.